Messenger RNA from Funneliformis geosporum, 157 nucleotides. Lineage: Eukaryota; Fungi; Glomeromycota; Glomeromycetes; Glomerales; Glomeraceae. The record is from the annotation of a GenBank genome assembly.
GAGAUUCUGGGUCAGCAGUCAGAUUGGACGGGACAAAGUGCUGAAAAAGAACCUUGUCAGGAAACAACGGAGAUUUAUAAGAUUUUCCAAAAAUGGUUUGUCCAGGAUAUGGAAGAUUAUAAUAAUUUGUUAGUGGAGGAGUCCAUAGAGCAACCCA